Molecule: messenger RNA, 2578 nt
Organism: Striga asiatica
Lineage: Eukaryota; Viridiplantae; Streptophyta; Magnoliopsida; Lamiales; Orobanchaceae
Source: the annotation of a GenBank genome assembly
CUGUCGGUUUAUAGGCUUUAUGCAACAUACUUUUGUCUAUAUAUACAAGAACCAUUUCCUAAUUUAGUUAGAGAGAACAACUUUUCCGAUGUUAGAGGCGGAGAGAAAGGAAAGAGAAUAAAAAUGGAUUAUGAGAGGAUGAAUCGAAUUCAGAGCCCAAAUCCUCCAUCAGAAACGCCGGCCUCACUGCUGUGAUCUCUGUGAUUGCUUCCCCUGUAUAAUCUUAUUCGCGACCCGUGGAGAUCAAGCCGCUGGCGGUUGUAAUCGUGGGGAAUUUUGUGGUGUCGUUGAGAAUCUCGAACUCGAAUGGUGAUUGAGGAUAACGAGAGCUGUGGGAGUAGGGUGGUUGAAUCUUCCGGGAAGAGCCGGCAGCAGCGGAAGAAGGUGGAGGUUUACAAUGAGGUUCUGCGGCGGCUGAAGGAGUCCGAACAUCCAGAGGCGCAGGAGCCGUCUUUCGAUGAUCAGCUUUGGGUCCAUUUCAAUCGUCUUCCCGCAAGGUAUGCUAUGGAUGUGAAUGUUGAAAGGGCAGAAGAUGUUCUCACCCACAAACGUUUACUGCAUCUGGCACGUGAUCCUGCUAAUAGGCCAGCUCUCGAAGUUCGAUUAGUGCAGGUUGUACCUGUUCUUGAUGGAAAUGCAGGAGAUUCUGUGCAUUCACGUCCUCCAAGAAAAGGGAGCAUCCAUCCACCACCUGCCUUUGGUUCUUCUCCUAAUCUUGAAGCUCUUGCACUUGAAGUCAACAAAUCGGAAAUUCAAGAUGGAGAUAGUGCCACUGAUGCCGGUACCAAGUCUGCUAGGCCCAUGCAUGAGAUUACCUUUUCAACUGAUGACAAGCCAAAGCUCCUCAGUCAGUUGACUUCUUUGUUAGCUGAAGUUGGGCUAAACAUCCAGGAAGCACACGCCUUUUCCACCGUAGAUGGCUAUUCUCUAGAUGUCUUUGUCGUUGAUGGAUGGCCAUUUGAGGAGGUUGAGCGACUUCGGAAUGCUCUGGAGAAAGAACUUUUCAAGAUUGAGAAAAAUUCUUGGCCAAGUCCAAAUUCUUUGCCUCUCAAUGAACCUGAGAAAAUAGAGAUUAAAUGUGAAUCAGAUCAUCUGAAAAUACCCAAUGAUGGUACUGAUGUUUGGGAAAUUGAUCCUCAAUACUUGAAAUUUGAAUCGAAAGUAGCAUCCGGAUCUUAUGGUGACCUGUACAAAGGUACUUAUCGCAGUCAGGAAGUAGCAAUUAAAAUUCUCAAGACAGAGCGCUUGAAUACAGAACUGCAGAAGGAAUUUGCUCAAGAAGUAUAUAUAAUGAGAAAAGUUCGUCACAAAAAUGUCGUGCAGUUCAUAGGGGCAUGCACCAGACCUCCUAACUUGUGCAUAGUAACAGAAUACAUGUCUGGAGGGAGUGUUUACGACUACCUACACAAGCAGAGGGGUACCUUUAAGCUUCCAGCCUUACUUAAAGUGGCAAUUGAUGUAUCAAAGGGCAUGAACUACUUGCAUCAAAACAAUAUAAUUCACAGGGAUUUGAAGGCUGCAAAUCUUUUAAUGGAUGAAAAUGAAGUAAGCAGCAAGCAGUUCAUCAGCAUUACUUGGUUUUUGUCUUCUUAAGCUGCUAUAUGCGACUUGUAUUGCUUCAUGAUCCAUCACACUGUAGUUUUUUCCUUGUAACAGAAGUUACCUUGAUUGCGAUGAAAAUGAAAAUUCAAAUGUGUUGGGUUUCCUUGAUGGGAACAAUAAGAAUGUCUUCUUAUCAUCCAAGAACCCUCACUUGCCUGUUUCGAGCUAUGCAGACAUUCUAUUUUAGCUUUACGAUGAUUUCUGUGGUUUUUAUUUCAGGUUGUUAAGGUUGCUGAUUUUGGGGUUGCCAGAGUAAAAACUCAAACAGGUGUAAUGACUGCAGAAACUGGAACGUACAGGUGGAUGGCCCCUGAGGUGAGCUCUUUCUUGACGAUUUAAUUUUUAUCUACAUUGUUGCACGAGCCAUGCUUGCACACAAAAAGGUUCAUGUACACUUCGACAGAUGUAUACGUGUCAUAUCCUGUUUUUCACACAUCAGAUCGUCUUUAAAAUCAACAAUUACUUUAUUUUCACAGCAAUCGUGUGAACUAUGUCAAAGUGAUUUUUUUAUUCUUUCCUUUUCUUUUCUGUCAAAGUAGCAUUUUUUCUUGUAGCAUUUAAGUUGAAGGGUGCUGAUUUGGUUAUGAAGUUAUCUGGUGGAUGCAUAUUACAGUAUUUUUUUAUGAUUCUCUUGUCUGUUUUUUUUUUUUUAAUCGAUAGACAACUGUCAUGUUUGCUAAUUUCUGCUUGUGAGCUGUUAACAUAUAUGCGUUCAUCAAUAUUUAACCAACUUUUCUGUAACCAACUUCAUAUUAUAUGUUAUUUUCUGACAUUUUCAUUUCAUUUUUUUUUUCACUAUUGUUGUGCUGAUUCCACUUGCAAACUGAGAAUCCAUGUGUUUGCAAACAAACACACUUUUUGUUCUUCUGUAGGUUAUUGAGCAUAAACCCUACGAUCAUAAGGCAGAUGUAUUUAGUUUUGGGGUUGUAUUGUGGGAAUUGCUGACAGGGAAGGUACUCUUUACCUUCUCCCCCUG